AAAAAAAAAAAAAAAAAAAAAAAAAAAAACCAAGAGCUACUUGAAUAUAAAAGUCAUCCUGUGCAAUGAGGUACUUAAGCAAAAGUACAUGUGUGCCGUCGUAUGUGUGAGUGAGCACAUUUCAUACGAAUGAACGGUAACAUGUCGCGUGUGUGAGUUGUUUUCCUAUUUUUCAACACAAUCGGUCGCUGGAAAAAGGAAAGCAAAGCUAGAGAAAAAAAGGAAAAAGAAAAAAAAAAACGAAAAAUGUAUUAAGUGUGUUGCUGUUUGCCAGUGGUCUGGAUGACAAGCAUCACUUAUACUAUUUUGCUGUUGUUAUUGUCAGCAAGUAAGCGUAACAACUCCUCUAUCUAUCUCGUCGUGUUGCCUCUUGUAUUCACCGGCAAACUUUAUAAUAUAACUACAAAGAUAAUCAAAAUAGAUUUCUAUAUAAAUACGUUUCGACACCCGUGCUUGUCCAUUCCCAGUCUGCACCUAUAUGCUCGUACUGAACAUUAGUAACCGGCCUUUUGUUGUCACUUUUGCUGCCGCCACUGCUGCUCCUGUUGCCGUUGUCAUUGCUACUGCUACUACUGUUUUUGUCGGGUUAGCGUUCGCAGUAUAGUUUACGCUUGAAUGACCUCAGGAUUCGGAUGUGCGAAUGUUAACAAUAUGAAAAUAAAUUGUAUAGCAAUUUACUUGACAGUCACUCUAGCGCUUCAAUUCGGUUUGAUGCUUAUUUUAUAUGUGCCCGCAGUAUUAGCUGAUGAUUGGUCACAAAGUUGUGCCUCGAAUUGUACCUGUAAAUGGACCAACGGUAAAAAAUCGGCAAUAUGCAGUUCGCUACAACUUACUACUAUACCUACGACACUCAGUACGGAGCUGCAAGUGCUGGUGCUAAACGACAAUCAUAUACCAUAUUUGAAUCGUGAGGAAUUCAUCAAUUUGGGUCUAAUGAAUUUGCAACGCAUUUAUUUAAAGAAAUCCGAGGUGCAAUAUGUGCAUAAGGAAGCGUUUAAAGAUCUUAAAAUACUUGUGGAAAUCGAUUUAUCCGAUAAUCGCAUUGAAACGUUAGACAAGGGUACUUUUAUGGGUAAUGAUCGUUUAAGAAUUCUUUAUUUGAAUGGCAAUCCAUUGAAGAAGUUAGUGGCGUAUCAAUUUCCCAUUUUGCCACAUCUUAGAACUUUGGAUAUACAUGACUGUCUAAUAUCUUAUAUUGAUGCUAUGGCAUUAGCAAAUUUGAAUUUAUUGGAAUUUUUAUAUUUGAAAAAUAAUCUGCUUGAGAGUUUGAGUGAAUAUGUUUUCCAACACAUGACCAAUUUAAAGACUUUGGUGUUGGAUGAGAAUCCAUGGCAGUGCAAUUGUAAAUUAAGAAAAUUUCGAACCUGGUAUAUAAGCAGUAAAUUGAAUAGUAUUACUUUACUAUGUAAGGGGCCGCCAGCGCAGAAGGACAAACCCUGGGAUCAGGUGAAAGAAGAACUCUACGGCUGUCCACCCAAAGUCGAAAUAUUUAAUAAUGAAGAUGUUCAGAAUAUAGAAAUUGGAAGCAAUACCACAUUUAGUUGCCUAGUUUAUGGAGAUCCUUUGCCCGAUGUUUCUUGGGAACUCAACGGCAAGCUACUCGAUAACGAUAACGUUAUUUUUGAAGCGGAAAGUAUAGCAUCCGAUAAAUUAUGGAGCAAUUUAACAGUGUUUAACAUGACCAGCCUGGAUGCGGGCACCUAUGUAUGCACGGCUACUAAUAUCGUAGGAGUGGGUUCUCAAAAUAUUAGCAUCUAUCUGACAGAAAUUGUGCAGCAUGUAUUAGUCAAGACCCCAGAGACAUUUUGGUAUUUUGGCUUGAUUAUGGGAACGUUUGGAACAGUUUUCUUACUGAUAUUAAUCUCGUUUGUGGUAUGCUUGUGUAAGCGCACCACCCGUCAACGCAGGCAUCCGCGAAAGCCAGGUGUUAAACCCAGCGUAAGUUUCAACGAUCAGGAAAAGAAAUUAUUGGAUCUAAGCAUAACUACUACGACCAAUGAUAGAGGCGAUAGCUGUUUGGACAACAACCAUAGCACAACAACAAUGAGUAAAACUGAGUCGGUGAUAGGUUUUGAGCCCAUUGAAAUACAUUCGGUGGAAAAUCAUAGAUCUGGUGCUCAUGGCCAUCACGGUAUGCUGAUGAACACUAGCAAUUCUGGUGGCCAUCAUCAGUUUAAUCAUCAACAGCAAUCACAUCACGCACAUAUGCCACCUACUAGCGGAACAGGAGUCAUGGGUAUCGCGAAUCGGCAACAACAGCAAUUAAUGGCAACGGCUGAUGGUUCAUGUAGUGUGGUGGGUAUACCCACCUCUUUGGCCUCCGCAGUAUCGGUUGCAGGAUCUCAUCCUAAUCAAAUACCCGAAGAAUUUCCUUUAAAUGUCGGCGUCUUUCCACCACCGCCAGAGUUUUGCUCCAACAUGGUACCAAAUCCAGCAUAUGGAAAUAUAUUUAUAAGUGUUUCGGUUACUCAGGAUAUGCUAGACGCUGCUGACAUUAACAUGUAUCCGGAUUUACUUAAUGUAUCCAAGCAUUUACCUGAUAUGUCUACGGUGGCUAUAAGUCAAGCUGGAACCAAUGCCAAUAAAAACGUGGAAACAUCACUGAAUUCUCCGACUUCUCAGGGCAACUCAGCGAGAACAAAUUCAAAUUUAAGUUCUUAUGCUACAUUGCCCCGCCAUAGCCAAAGACGUGGUAUACUAAAGAAGGACUCAUCGCUUCAACAUCAGCCACAUCCGCAACCGCUGCAACAAACCAACUUGUAUCCGCAUGAAGAAAUUGUUUCCUAUCACAAUUUAGAUACCAGUUACAGUCAAGGUUAUCAAGAGAGACGAACGAGCGGUGUAUUAAGCUUGCCACCACCCCCACCACCGCCCACAAUUUUACGCGAAAAAUGCCAUCACGUACAGCAACAGCAACCAAAUGCCACUUCCACCAACCACUGCACCAGUUGUUUGAGUAAUGCCCUGCAAGUAAAUUCAACUUCUUCUUCUUCAACCCCACCACUGGAUGCUACACCCCUACGACCAUUAAAUAAAACCUUAAGUAAUCAAACUUCUUGCCUCAAAUACGACAACAUGGGUCGACGGAUUACAGCCAGCGGUAAUUCGGUACUUUCGUUGCCUGACGAAGAACGUCUCGAAAGUGAAACCUUAUUUAACGAAGGCUUGCCACUUACCAAAACACCCGCCUCCAAGGCGCAACACGCAAACAAAACACAAGACUGCCAAAUAACAACAACAAAAACUCAAGUCAACACUCAAACUAUAACAACAACAAUACAAAACUGCAAAAAUGGAGAUAGCGGCGGUGAGUUCGUAUCACUCUAGUAUUAUGGGACCCAGGUGUAAGAUGUUAGAAACGAAUGAUAAAGUAGUUGUGAUGAUUUAAUUAUAAAAAUAAUUUUCUUUGAAGCGAGUCUUUCGAUUAUUAAUGCAAAUACGAAAUUGAAAAUCAUUUCAUCUUGCGGCAGAAAUGCAAAGAAAUAAUUUUGUGUAAAAAUAUUAAAAAAUAAAGCAACUAAGAGAUCUUUAUUCGCUUUGAAGCGAAUCGCAAAAACCCACUACCCAAAGUAACUGAACGCAGCUCAUUCAACUUCUUUAUUAACUCGGCGAUAGUAAACAGUUUUAGAAAAAUCAAAUUUAUUAUAAUUUAUAUUACGUCCGUCCGAAAAUAUAAUUAUUAUUUUCCGAUAUUGAGGCUUACAUAAAUAAUCAUUUCUAGUAAAAACAAGAAAUAAUGAAAUCAGUUUUAAUAGAAGGGAUAAGUCUACAGUUUGUUUGCCACGAUCGUUCGGACCUCUAUAUACGUGUAGGCAACGCGGCUGUAUUCAAAUAAUUUAAAUGAAAAAAAAGUUCUUGAAAAUGUCAAGGCAUUGAUUAAUGACUGGUUGCUUUAAUUUUCACUACUAUGCUAUUUCCUGCAUUUGAAAAUAGUUGCAAACAUGUUUGUUUCUUUGUAAGAGCAACUAACGCAUUUUUAUUAUUGCGAGCCUAGCUAAGGCAUCAUUUCUUAAACAUUUCCUCAACGCGAAUUUAUUUAGAUUUAUAAAUAAAAAGAAUUAAAAAUGCAAAUAACUGUGUAUUCGUGUCAAGCAAUGACAUUUUAUAAAAAUGUUAAUUAUAUUCGCGGACAAAAUAAAUGUAAUUUUAAAAAACUUUUUGACUUUCUGCGAUGCCAAUGCAAGACAGAUCGAACCAUUUGAAAAACUUAAGAGUAUCAGUUCAAAAGCAUGUACGCUAAAGCCAAACAGAUCAAUUAUUGAAUAGAACAAAAAAGAAUUAAUCCAUUUGCAAUAUAAAGCGAUUGCUCAAAAAGUCCUUCAAGUGAUAAAUACAUUUGAAUGAGUAUCAUAAAUGGAUAGCAAAAAAUUUGCUCUACUAAGGUGGUGUGUAUAUAACGUAUAAAAUAAAAUUAAUAGAUAAAAAAGGAGAGUUCUUGUAAAAAAUUUUCAUAAUUCAUGUUUUAAUAUAAUUUUUCAAAUUACACCGUAAGCAGUUCAAAUUUGUGUGAAUGUAAAUAUGAAAAUGAAAAUUUAAAAAAAAAAAAUUUAAAAUAAUAUAAAAUUAUUAAUUAAAAUUCUUAAAAUAUUACAGUUUCAGAUGUUUUAUAAUGGAUAAAAAUACUGUAGAUAUAUAUAUGUAAAUAUUUUUAUCAACAUCGCAAGCAUGAUUAGAUCAUAGUUUAGAUUAAGCAUCAUAGUUUUUUAGCUUUUAUCAUUAACAACUGGUUUUUAAAAAUGAUUCAUUUUAGAGGCUUUUGAAAAUAGUAGGAAAAAAAAUUAAC
Glossina fuscipes is the source of this 4783-nucleotide messenger RNA. RefSeq lists its product as uncharacterized. The transcript has 4 exons. The record is from RefSeq and is a predicted model, not a curated record. Lineage: Eukaryota; Metazoa; Arthropoda; Insecta; Diptera; Glossinidae. Gene Ontology annotation, molecular function: protein binding. Bases 616 to 3327 code for a protein of 903 amino acids.